UUACAGCUGUAAAGCGAAACCGAAACAUUUACAGUCACAACAUGACUUCUGCCUUCCAAAGUCCUACGAUGGCACCUUGUUGAUGUAAGAGAUUGGGAAGGAGGUCUGCAAUGCUGUGUGAUGGAAAGUGAAUCCCAGAUAUUGUCAUCUGUGAUUUAUGGUUAUUUCUCAAGUGCUGGAUGUCCGAUUCACCCAGAGGAUGUUCACAACAUGCUUAUUCUGCUUCAGGAAGUGCAGAGAAUCAGGCAGAUCAGACAGGGAACAUCCCAGAGCACAGAAUGACUUGUCAGCUCUAUAGAUUCACUUAGCGUGUCUUGCUGUUUUGUUAAAACACUGUGAACCUGUUAAGCCAUGAAGAUCAGAAUGGAUUGACCAGUUAAAGCAGAAACUGGUCUGUUGAGACUGAGUACUCAUGCACAUUUGAUUGCCCUCAUUUUAACCAUUAAUAUCUUCAGACUAUCAGCACUGCGAUGAAUGCUUUUGGUUGUUGAUCAUCUGACUGUAGUUACUUUAAUCUCCCACCUGGGUAUGAGAUAUAUUAUGAGUGUAUAAAAGAUAAUUAAUAAUGUUAUUAAUGAGCCACGCUUCUCAUUAAACUGUAUUUGAAAUAUUUCUGUCUGUCCAGGUCACUCUGAUUUAACGGUUUGCUUGGGUCACAUAAGCAGCAUAUAUACUGUCAUGCUAUUAGUCACAGCCCAUGUAUGUUUAAUGAAAAUCACGUGACCUGAUUAAUUGUAGCUUGGUUAGAUAACUAAUUUCAUACAGUCUAAUGCAGGGGUUGGCAAUCUCAUCCAAAAGGGGAUGUUAUCUGUGUGGGUUUUGCUGCAAUUCCCUAAUUAGAUUAUUAAUUAGAGGACUGAUUGGCUGAAGAGUCCUCACACCAGGGUUUGAACAGCUGACCUAAAGGUUAUCCCAAAAACCUGCAUACACACCAGCCCUUUGCAUAUAAGAUUGCCCACCCCUGGACUAAUGGGAUUUUUUUCCUUUCACAGACAUAUUUAGUUCUUCUUCUUCUGUGUGUUAAUUAUAACCCCUGUUCUGCAUGCGGCCAGGCUGAAUAUAAAAUCGGUGAUGAAUGCUGUCCUAUGUGCUCCCCCGGAAGUCGUGUCUACAGACAUUGUACGGCCUGGACCUUCACUUUAUGUGUUCCAUGCGUACACUCUACUUUCAAUGACCAGCCCAAUGGUUUUGAACAGUGCAGCCCCUGUACAAUCUGUGUUAAAGGCCUUGGUGUGAAGACAGUGACAGCAUGUACACCCUCUUCAGAUACAGUGUGUGGGGUCCUGGAAGGGCACUAUUGUAUUAAUCCUUAUAAGGGAGGAUGCAGAACAGCCAAUAAACACUCAGCCUGCCAACCUGGACAGUUCAUCCAACAGCCUGGAACAGAAUACACUGAUACCGUCUGUGAGGACUGCAGUGAUAAUUCAUACUCUGAUGGCUCUUUUACCGCCUGUAAACCACACACAGACUGUGAAUCCAGAGGACUUGUCACAGUUAAAGCAGGAGACCAAGCAACUGAUUCUGAAUGUGGAAAGAAAAGUGUUACUGCAUUGCCAGUAGUUCUACCUGGAGUAGUAGUAGUAGUAGUAAUAAUAAUAAUAAUAAUAAUAAUAAUAGUAAUAAUAAUAGCAGUUACAGCAAUAAGAUACAAAAGAAGAAAAUCCUUGAACGUGAGCCCACCCCAAGAAGGUGAAAAUAUGCUGCAAAAUCCCCCAGAAGUUCAGUGUAAAACGGGCUUCCAUAAGACAGUGACUGUGGAUCCCGCAUUUAUGUCCAGGUCUGUGUUACACGUGUAUUUGCUGAAUUCUGCAGAGGUUAGUAGUUCACGUUGCUCUUGUGCUAACAGGCAGCUUGUUUCUUCUUCAGGUAGAAGAUGA
Molecule: messenger RNA, 1877 nt
Organism: Brienomyrus brachyistius
Lineage: Eukaryota; Metazoa; Chordata; Actinopteri; Osteoglossiformes; Mormyridae
Product: tumor necrosis factor receptor superfamily member 14-like
Exons: 9
Coding region: 1086-1877 (263 amino acids)
Biological process (GO): positive regulation of peptidyl-tyrosine phosphorylation; negative regulation of alpha-beta T cell proliferation; defense response to Gram-positive bacterium
Cellular component (GO): external side of plasma membrane
Molecular function (GO): protein binding
Source: RefSeq, a predicted model, not a curated record